This is a messenger RNA of Drosophila innubila, 2948 nucleotides long. RefSeq lists its product as uncharacterized. Lineage: Eukaryota; Metazoa; Arthropoda; Insecta; Diptera; Drosophilidae. Gene Ontology annotation, molecular function: cytokine activity; growth factor activity. Gene Ontology annotation, biological process: SMAD protein signal transduction; BMP signaling pathway. The transcript has 2 exons. Gene Ontology annotation, cellular component: extracellular region. The record is from RefSeq and is a predicted model, not a curated record. Bases 569 to 2773 code for a protein of 734 amino acids.
UUCAGUCGAUUCUCAAGUGCUGGCCUAACAGGUUCCCCAUCUCAUCUCAAUCUCAGUCUCAUCUGUCUGCUAUUUAGCUGUAGUCAGUCAUACAAGCAUACCUUCGUAAAUAAAUAAAAUUCAACACGAAAAACACCGAGAUGAGUGCGUGGAAUUUGUUAUUGUGAAAGAAGAAUUGUAUACAUACCAUCGAUGUGUGUAUUUGUAUGUGUGUGUGUGUAAUUAAGUAUUUUCUGAUAAACUGUGAUCUUUCAUUUAGUGUUACUGAAACUUAAAUACAUAGAUAUUUUUCCAAUGAAUUUGGUAUCAUAAGUUACAGAUACAGAUACAUCUUCGAAUAUUGGAUAUAUUUAUACACAUAUACAAGUUUAUAUGCAUACAAAUACAAAUACAAACACAUAGACAUAUAUAAUAAACCAGAGCCACAAAUGCAAGUUUAGUAUGAGAUUCUGUGUGGUGAAACAGUGGGACAAACUAAAAGUAACUAAGAUCAUUCAAACCAUCGUUAAAUCUAUAUAUAUAUCACAACAUAGUCCAUAAGCCAUUUUUGGGGCCAUGUGGUAUAAAAAUGAAAAUACGUAAUGAACCUCAACGAAUUGCCGAAACAAUCCAAAGUAUUUUGAAUUGGAAUGAUAUUUAUAUUGGAGUUCAUUCCAAAAAUGGGAUAGUUGAAAGUUUUCGACAGCAUUUGAAAUCUUUGAACAGAGAUAAUCGUUCAAAGUGUUGCAUUAUAUUGAAUUUAAGGAAUGUUCAUCAUGGUGAUCAUCAACAACAACGACAACGACAACGACGACGACAAAGACAGCAACAACGCAAACUUAUUACAUAUUUAUUGUACAAGUUAACACAGUUGUGUUUUGUCAUUGUUUUAUUAUUGCCAUUCCUAAUAACCUACAAUACAUUGAUACAACAAGUCAGCGGUCAAUAUAUCAAUAUUGACCCAAUAUCUACAUCUAUAUCAAACUCAAAUGCAAUUUCAUUUCAAAUAAACCAGAGCAUUGAUCUAAAAGCUGAAUUUCAAACCGAACAACACCAUAAUAAUAGUUAUAAAAAUAAUGAAAGAAAUAAUCAUAUAACAAAUAAAAACAGUUAUCCCAUAUACACGUACAAUCACCGUUUAAACGGAUAUAGUCUGAUAAUUCUAAGUCAAUCUGAUAAUUAUAUCAAUUCCCGAGUUGCCGAUACAAGAAUCCCAAGUACAAAGCCAGAUAGUAUAUUGUAUGCAAACGAUUCCUUAUCCUCAAUACUACGCACUAAGAGAUAUAUUGAUAUUAACAAUAACAAUAGAAGAGAACACAAAGCUGACAGCCAAAUAUUGAAAGUAUCAUUUGAGAAACACAAAGAUACUAACAACAACAACAAGAUGUACAAACAAAUAAUUAAUAAUAAAGAGAAACUUACCAAACUGGUUAUGAACGGACUUGGAUUAAAAAAACUACCGGACAUGAAGAAGGCAAACAUAAGUCAAAUAGAAUACUCUAGCAAAUAUUUAGAAUACUUAGAGCGCCUUAAGAAAAGCGAAGUACGGAAAAGCAGCGAGAAUCCGACGGAUUCUGAUAUAAAUUUACAAAUUUUAAGCAUUGUAACAAAUAAAUUUAGCGAGAUAACGCGAAGGCGAAAGCGAAAGCGAUCAGCCGAGAGGAGAAAGCGGAAAAGUCGAGAAAGGCGAGAGAAGAAAACGUUUAGGAAAAGCCAAGGUCAUAAUCUAGGCGAUAGCGAGAGGACAAACAUUCUAUUACAUUUUCCCCUGCGCCUAAAUGAUGAACAAUUUAAAUAUGAGCAAAUUAAUGAGGCUAAUGUGAGGCUAAUGAUGCUAUAUAAUCCAGCAUUGGCCGUCUCCUCCAGAUCAGAGUCAAUAUCUAGAGGCAAUAGGCGAAAGAUCAACAACAAAUCGGAAAAGGAUUGUAACAACAACGAUAAUUAUCGAGAUAUACCAAAAUUUAACCAUAAUCAAAAUCACAAUCAAAAAUUAAGCAAUCGUAAAAGUAAAGUACACGUAUUAAAUCUUAAAGUCUAUCAAAUGAUGAGAAUGAACAAACGUCAACAAUUGGAUGCACGUCGUAUUGAGUUUGAGAGUUCGAAUUAUAGAUUAGGAAACUCGGAUGAAACUCGGAGUCAAUGGAUUGAAUUCGAUGUAACCGCUGCGGUUCGAGCCUGGUUAAAUAAGAGUCAUGAGAAUCUUGGCAUUGAAAUCCAAUGCGAUAAAUGUAGACGUAUUGGAGCUCGAAUCUUAAGUGAAGUAUCUACACCAACAUCUACAGCACCUCAGGAUCACGAAAGGGUUGAGGAUAAAUUUCAUUUGACACCAGUUUUGAAUAUUAUUGGACACAUUGGUCGCACUCACAGCGAGGAAGCAGCUCAUCCCAAUCAUUACAACUUGUCAUCGAAUACUCCUCGAUAUUACAAUCAUCGGCAAGCGAAUUCUAUGAACAAUUCACCCAAUAGUUGCUAUCGAGCACGACAACGUUGCUGUCGUCAUCAGUUGGAUGUGGCCUUUAAGGAUAUCGAGGGAUUCGAGUUUAUACUACAACCAAAGACAUUCGAUGCCGGCUUUUGCAAGGGUCGUUGUCCUCCCAGACAUAAUCCAGCCCAUCAUCAUGCCCUGCUGCAGAGUCUAAUUUGGCAACAGGAUCACAAUCGGGUGCCUCGUCCUUGUUGUGCACCCUCAAAGCUCACCGAGGUCGAGAUCCUGCAUGUGGACGAGGAGCACAGUGAUAAGCUUAAAAUAUCCACAUGGAGCAACAUGCAAGUCUUGGAAUGCGCCUGCUCAUAAGAAUCUUUUACCUAUCUAUUCUACUUAUUCAAGCCACAUACCUACCUAUAUGUAUAUUAGCUUAAUUUGCUAUUAGUAUUAUGUACAGUGUACUCUGGGAAUUAUACACAACCGCAAGCAAUCAUGUAUUUGAGUCAAAUAUAUUACAUACAUAAUUAAAAGCUACAAAAAUGUA